UUGUAAAAGUACAAAAUUUAACAUUUUUGAUUUUUAGUUGAUAUAUUCAUAUUGCUGGCCCUGGUCAAUGGCCCAUCGUUUUCAAAGAAGUGAAAGUGAAUCUGGUGCUAACAAAAUUGAUAACAAUAGAUUGCAAGAAUUCAGGGAAUCUUCAUUUUCAGCAAGUUCACAAAUUCAUCCUAUUUCACACUCAAGAUCUGCAAGUUGGUCAAACACUGCUUGGCUUGGCAGCAACUCCUCUUCACAGGAUUCAAUGGCUGCUAUAUUUUCACCAAUACGUGUUAUACAAGGCAUUGUACCAACAUUGACAGACACGGUGUCUGGGUCCUCCACAACUGCAAAUCCCCAGAGAGUGCCUGGAUCACCGGUGAACGGUAACCGAACCCUGCAAUCAUUAAGUUCUCCAGCUGUUGAUACAAAUAGGAUAAAUAAUUCCAAUAACCAUGUGAGGAGUAGAAGCGAUGUUAGCUCUAGACAUUCAAGGCAAUCCAGUGCAGUUGAGAUUGAUAUGAAUGAUAUAGAACAGGUGGCCUCGACAACAACUCCUGAUAAUAGUGGUACAAGGACUCAAGACCAAAUGGAAUUCUUCGGAACUAUAUCUUGGAUGGAAAAAGCUUUGCCUUUUAUAUUAUUGCUUUUAAGCAGAAUUAUGUGGGAUCAUAGACUUGGUAUUUUAGUCUUUAUUGGCCUUUUUGGAACCUUCUUUCAUGUAAACGGUACCAUUAAAAAACAAGUUGCACUAAAGGAACACCGUUUGAAUCGAAUUGCUCUAGCAAUAUUUAUGUUUCUAUUUGCAAAUAUAUUUUUUAUAUAUUUUGCGUUUAGCACUCAUGAAUUAUACAAAUGCUUACUACUUAACAAACCAAAUUUUGUCAAGAUGGACCUAUGGACUGUCUUCUGGUGUGUUGGAAUUACAGAUUUUGUUGUACGCUUUGUUACAAUAGGAUUAAAAUGUGUUAUAAUCAUUAUGCCAAGAAGGCUGGUUCACUUCAGAAAGCGAGGAAAAUAUUUUCUCAUGCUAGAAAAUUUAUCUCAAUUUUAUCGAAUGCUGCUGCCAAUCCCUCAAUGGUAUUUUUAUUUUACGGAUUACGAUUUGGGUGGACAAUAUUUUGCUAUCCUCUCUACUGCAUUAUAUCUGUUACUAAAGGCUCGAAUGUUGCUUCUAAAGGGCAAAGAUAUAAUAGCUGUCAUCAAAUGCUUUUGGAAGGAUACACGCUAUGGAAGAGCACCUUCUAAAGAAGUGUUGACUGAGUUGGGAGAUUCAUGUCCGAUUUGUCAAGAGGCAAUGUCCGAACCUAUUGAACUGAAUAUGUGUAAGCAUAUAUUUUGUGAAGACUGUAUAGUGAUGUGGUUUGAUCGUGAAAGAACGUGCCCAAUGUGUCGAGCUAAAGUUGCGGAGGAUCCACUAUGGAGGGAUGGGAGUACACAAAGUUUUAUUCAACUUUUUUGAAAUUAUUCUUUUCUUCAAACUUGCUUCAUGUCUGUAAAAGGAACGUUUUUAUGUUGUGUUAUUUCGAAUGUAUUUCGUUUGAACAUGCAAACCAAAAUUGACUUUUCUCGUGUUUUGGCGCGAAAAAGGGUUUUGGUAGGAGGUAAUUGUUUUUUUGAGUAAAUUUGUAAUUUUUACUAACUAACAUACAAACAAAAGUAAAAAGAAUUUUCAAUUGGAACCUGAUACUUCUUAAUAGUCAGGUUAUCAGAUCCUCGAUCGUUGUUUUUAAAAUUGUUAGUAUUACUUUAUUUAAAGUAAAUUUUAUUUAGUUAAACAAAAAAUUAAAUAUUUUUACAUUUACUUCGGCUGGCUUUAUAAAAUCCUUAACGACUGCAUUUUUUAUCAGGUCUGUAUUAAAGAAUGUAGGAGAUCACACAAAAUGCAUAACACUUUUGAAGUUUUUUUUGUCACUUUUGUUAUAGGAUUCUUGCAAAAAAAAUGGCGUUGUGUCACUUUCUUUAUUUCACUUGUGUAUUUUACACGCUUGAUGUUUAACCAUAAAAACAAACAAACAAGCAAACAAAAUAUAGCGAUGAGAAAUUUGUUCACAAAAGUAUGUUUAUGAAAUGUGCAACAACUUUAUGUAUUUAAAAUACAGCCUGUUUGUUCCUAAAUUUGUCAAUUUGUAGAUAAUUUUUUCUUCAAUGUUUGUGCGGUUGGUGCAGAAAUAUUAGUUAGUUUACGAAACAAGAACAGGGAGUUUCUACAACAGUGUUGUCAAUAACAUUACAUGAUUUGAUUACAAAAAAGUAAAGCGAAAACGUAAAGUAAAGUCAAACAAAUAUGGCUACCGUCGGAAUUGCGAAUAAAGUGAAACUGGCAGAAAUUUUAAACAAACGUUAAGUACAAAAUUUAGGAGAAAUACUUUUACUUCCUCGCUUUUUCUGCAUACUUUUAUCAGUAGUAUUUUCAUACGACAUUUUUACUUCAUUAAGAUAUUAUAUACCCAACCUCAAAACCUUAUUCUUUAAGUCCAAAGAAAAACGGCUACUUUGUUUUUCUUAAUUUAAAUAUUAUUAUGUCGUGACUAGGCUACGUUUUGACAGUCUGAUACGUUGAUGAUAGUUGUAGCUGUCUUCACAUAGCCUAGAAUACACUCGCUUGUUCAGAGUACAAUAAACACGCUUGUUUAUGACAUUAUUCAGAGAAAACACAGUAUAACCAAUUAAAAAGCAGUGUUAUAUUUAUUUGUUUCUGUUUUGCUCUAGGGUGAAAAAUGGGCUUUAAUAUACUAUUACUAAAAAGAGAGGUAUAUUUAUAGUUUUGCUUUUAAUUUAUUAUUAUUUUUUGUAAAUAUACGGAGUUGUGUUUGAGAAAUAUAUAAAAAUAACGAUGUAAAAAAGUCAGUAUUUUGUUCCUGAGAAGGUAGAAAUGGUUGUAGGUAGAAAGUACAGGACUAAAAAAGCGAAAUUUAGAGAUAAGCUUUCGCAAAAGACCAUGUUUUUUGCAAAUGGGGCGAAAAAAAUUUAAAAAGUUAAUACCUUUUAAAAAAAAUACGAACUGUAAUAAUUGAGUUUAAUUGAGAGACGCUGGAAGUUCCAUAACUUUUUCGCCCAUAUUUAAGACUUUCCUAGGUCUUCAGCUAAAACCUCCGUUACUCGUAUUGUUGAAAAUGAUUUUAAAAAGGCCUGCUAUUCCUUGUGAUAAAAUUGCAAUAAUCUUCUAAAAAUCCACAUAAAAGGUAUAUUUUAUUAAGGUGUUUUAUACUCCCUAAAAAAAACGUCAGUUUGUAAACCAAAAAAAAAUCCGAACUUAAUUUUCGCAAAUUUUUAUUUAGUUGAAAGUUUUUGUUUCUAAUCUGAAAUCUCAGGAGACCGAGGAAUAUACGAAUAAUUAAAAACAAAGGGAAAAACAAAAGAAAAUACUUGAUAGCAAUCGAAUGCUCGCAUUCGAAAAAAAUGUUUUGAUUAAAAUAAUUCAAACGUAGUGUAGAUGGUUUUUCUUUUGGAAAAGUUCCACUUAUUUGAAUAAAUAUUGCUUGAGGGACCAAAAAAAUGGUUCCACUUAUCGAAAGUUUCACUUAUCGAGGGUUCCACUUAUCCGAAUAAAAUAUAAGAGAGGUUUGUUAAUGCAAAUCCAAGGGACCGGGGGAUUUGGUUCCACUAAACGAAAGUUCCACUUAUCCGGGGUUCCACUUAUCGAGAGUAGACUGUAUGAUAAUAAUUGAAUUUCCGCGCCCGAAGGCGUAGGAAAUUCUUUACAACCGUAGUUUUUUUCUUUUGUAGCAUUUUUUGAGAAAAAAUCGACCCUGGGAUUUCACGUUCCUCUGAUUUUUGGCCACCUUAAAUGUCAUUUUAGGCCAAAAUUGGUCCAAAAAUUAAAACUACUUUAUUUUCCACAAAAUUUGGCACAGUUAACAAAAAAAGUAUACUGAACAUGAUGGUGACAUCAAAAUUUCGAUAUUUGGCCACCUAAAUGUCAUUUUAGGCACAAAAAUUGGUCCAAAAAUUAAAACUACUUUAUUUUCGACAAAAUUUCGCACAGAUCACAAAAAAAUAUGCCGGAACAUGAUGAUGACAUCAAAAUUUUGAUUUUUUGCCACCUAAAUGUCAUUUUAGGCACAAAAAUUGGUUCAAAAAUUUAAACUACUUUUUUUCGACAAAAUUUGGCACAGUUAAUAAAAAAAGUAUGCUGAACAUGAUGGUGGCAUCAAAAUUUUGAUUUUUUGCCACCUGAAAUGUCAUUUUAGGCCAAAAUUGGUCCAAAAAUUUAAACUACUUUAUUUUCGACAAAAUUUGGCACAGUUAAUAAAAAAAGUAUGCUGAACAUGAUGGUGCUAUCAAAAUUUUGUUUUUUUGUCAACUAAAUGCCGUUUAAGACCAUAAACGUUUCAAUCGGAAGACUUUCAACCAUGAAUGAUAGGCUAUAAUUUUUGUUCGCAAUUUCUUUAAAGUGUGAGUUUAUUAUGACACGUUUCGUUUUGUUUGCGUUUGUUGUAAGAUGUAAUGUCACUUGUGUGUUUUAUCUUCAGAGCUUCAAGCACCAAACCUCUUCGAAUGUUUGGCACGAUAACAACGAAUUAGCAGGUUGUCAUCAAAUAUUUUGGUAGCGAGCGGAAAUUCUUAGAGCCCCCAGGGCUUCUUGUUUAGAUAUUUUUAAGCAAAAUUUAAAGCGUGGUUUUUUAAUUGUUGUACGUACAAUUAAAAAACCACGAUAUUUAUUAUUUGUACUAAGCUGACUCAAAGUCGCGUAAGCAAAAGUAUAAAUAUUAGCGAAUAACAAAAACGAAUAAUAUUAUAAAAUGAUGAAUAAAUGUUGAUUAAAUCUACGAUCUAAUUUCGGUUAUUUAGAUUACAGAAGAAGCGCUUAUUUAAGGGGAGAGUUUAUCAAAGGGGGAGGAAAGGAGUUUACCUAUAUUGUUGUCUGUGUUUUUAUUAUUAUAAGCAAAAUUGACUUCAAACUUUUAGCCAAGCACACAGCAAGAAAUGAUAGAUAUUUAUUUCAUAAAAUUUGCGGAUUGCUCAUUCUUGUCCCCAGAGCUCUUUGAGAUUAAAUCCUCGAAAGUACUUUCUAGUUUAUUUCAAAGAGCUCUGGGAACGAGAAUGGGGGUUACUGAAAAAAAAGAAAAUGUAUACAACAUGUAAUAGAAAAUAAUGAACUGGCGGUGCAACAUCAAUGCUCGGACGUUUAUUCGAAGCGCCAUUUAUUUUGUUGCCAGCCCUUUAUUGAAGAUAGUCAAAUAUUGAGAGUGCGGAUGUGUCCCUUGAUGUUACCUAUUUGCAAAUUUCGUGACUUCAACCUUGUAAAAUGAUUGAAAAAAAUUUAUUGCGAGAACAAGUAAAUAUUAGCCAAUAUGAAAGUUUGCAUAAUACAAGAAAUAACACCAACUAAAACGGAAAUAAAUAUCUACUCAUUUGAAUUAAAAGUUCAACUAUAUUAUAUUUAGUAAAUAAAAACAAACAGUACAAAGUUUUCAUUAAAUAACAUUGUAAAUAAUAAACUUAAUAAGAUUUUAAUUAACUAGGAAAAAAAAAGAAAAUUAAUGAGAGAAAUAAUGACCUAACUAAAUGGCAAAAAGCGAUAGUAACGUUAUAUAUUUUCACGCAACAAAUCUGGUCCGUGUAUUAGUACAAUUUUAGGUUGUGUCUCUAUAUAAACUGAAUUGUGUGGACGAUCUCGGUGUAGUCUUUUUUAACUACAGACUCGCAUUACCACAAUAACCAUUCAAGAUGAAGUUUUUUAUUGCUGCUCUGUUAAUCGUUGGCAUUGUAUCAAGUGUGUUAACCGCACCAACAUAUGAAGAAAACGAAGUUGACAACAUGGUAAAUAAACGCUCGAAUUGUUGGGGACCCGGUUGUUCCUUCCCAGAUAGUUGUUGUCCAAGCGCUGCUGGUGACUUGUGUUGCAGUUCCGGUUGCUGCGCUGCUGGAUGCUGUUAACGAUUCAUAUUCGUUGUAAAACUUACGUUAAGAAAGUGUAUUAAUUAAUAA
Molecule: messenger RNA, 5922 nt
Organism: Hydractinia symbiolongicarpus
Lineage: Eukaryota; Metazoa; Cnidaria; Hydrozoa; Anthoathecata; Hydractiniidae
Product: E3 ubiquitin-protein ligase RNFT1-like
Exons: 11
Coding region: 68-1450 (460 amino acids)
Biological process (GO): positive regulation of ERAD pathway
Molecular function (GO): ubiquitin protein ligase activity
Source: RefSeq, a predicted model, not a curated record